AAAGUUUGGUGGGUCAUUGUCAAAAAUGUAGACUGCUAUGGCUGCCAUGAUCUGUUUGGCUGCUGAGAAAAAAACGUAGGAAAAGAGUAAAAAGAAAAGAGGAAAAUAAAAGACCCACAUGUUAUUAAAGUCUUGGUCUUAACUGGGGCCACAAAUUGGUUCGAAGAUAAAGCUUUAGACUGGAAUUUACUGAAUCAUUUUUCUCGGAAAUUGAAGUGAAAGGAAAAGGGUGGCUUUUUUUUCUUUUGUUUUCCACGUCUAUUCUAUUAUUUUCAUUCGGUGUUGUCUGCUACCAAUCAAUCAGAAUGUUAUAAAUUCCUAUAAGUUAUCGUGGUGGCCCUGCUUUGGCCAACAAUAUAUACACGGAAUUAUAGUCUCUUUUUUUUUUCUUUCUUUUUUUUUUCAAUGUUCUUUCUUUUGGAAUAUUCUCUACAGUAGUAUCUGUUUCACAUUGAUCAAAGUCAAAGUUUUAAACAUUUAAGAGACAUGGAUAACAGUGGUAGUGGAUCAUUCAUGAGGAAUAGGAGGUUGGAAAGCUUCCUCAACACAAGCUCUUCUCCAACUUAUAGAGAAAAACCAAAAGUUUCGGUGAAAGAAGAAGCAGCUCAGAAACCAAAAGCCGAUGUUUAUCAGGACGACGACGACGAUGAUGGAUGGGUUUUAGCUUUGAUAUCUUGUAUCAGAAUUGUCACUUGUUUCUUGACAAUGAUGGUUACAACUUUCAUAUGGGCAUUGAUUAUGCUUGUUCUCCUACCAUGGCCUUAUGAGAGGAUUAGGCAGGGAAAUAUUUAUGGGCAUGUCACUGGUAGAUUGUUGAUGUGGAUCCUUGGGAAUCCUAGAAAGAUUGAAGGUUCUGAAUUCUCUAAUAAGAGGGCAAUUUAUAUCUGCAACCAUGCUUCUCCUCUAGAUAUUUUUCUUAUAAUGUGGUUGACUCCAACAGGCACUGUUGGCAUUGCAAAAAAAGAGAUCAUGUGGUAUCCCCUUUUUGGGCAACUUUACAUUUUGGCCAACCAUCUUCGUAUAGAUCGCUCCAACCCGACUGCAGCCAUUCAAUCCUUGAAAGAGGCAGCUGAUGCAGUUGUGAGAAACAACCUUUCUUUGAUAAUAUUUCCGGAGGGCACCAGGUCAAGAAAUGGACGAUUACUUCCCUUCAAAAAGGGUUUUGUUCAUUUGGCACUGCAAUCAGGCCUGCCAAUAGUUCCAAUGGUCUUUACAGGCACCCACCUAGCAUGGAGGAAGGGCAGCUCACAUGUUCGACCUGCACCUUUAACUGUCAGAUAUCUCGAUCCCAUAAUCACUGAUGAUUGGACAGCUGACAAGAUCGACGAGUAUGUUAAAAUGGUACAUAAUUUAUAUGUAAAACACCUGCCUGAGUCACAGAGGCCUCCUGAAUCUUGAUUAUGAGUUUGAAGGUCCUAGAAAGAGUUCUUAGUCAUAGUUGAGGUAACUCUCAUAUGUAAUUAUCUAAUUCUUGGAACAAAGCCCCUACUUAUUGCAUAUGUAGCAGGUUUACUAAUUAAUGUAAUUAGAAUGUUGAUUUCCUUAAAUAUCCAAGCUUUGCUAGCUUAAUCAAGUCUUUUUCCAUAUGAACUAGGCUCUUAAUCCUGUAUGUAUAGUUUGAUUAUCUUUCACACGUUGAUCUUGUAUAAAUUUCAAUCAUUCGAAAUAGCAAAUAUAUAUACAUAUAUAUAAUA
Messenger RNA from Ziziphus jujuba (common jujube), 1694 nucleotides. RefSeq names its product 1-acyl-sn-glycerol-3-phosphate acyltransferase-like. Bases 487 to 1398 code for a protein of 303 amino acids. The transcript is spliced from 6 exons. Gene Ontology annotation, cellular component: endoplasmic reticulum; membrane. NCBI's taxonomy places the organism in Eukaryota, Viridiplantae, Streptophyta, Magnoliopsida, Rosales, Rhamnaceae. Gene Ontology annotation, molecular function: 1-acylglycerol-3-phosphate O-acyltransferase activity. The record is from RefSeq and is a predicted model, not a curated record. Gene Ontology annotation, biological process: phosphatidic acid biosynthetic process.